CUAGGCGCUCGGCAACCCUUUCAGGAGCCAGGUGCCGCUAGGGCUGCGGCGCGCGCCUUUUCUUCUCUUCCCUCCUUGGGGCCCGCGGGCAGCAGCCUUUUGCAGGCCGGUCGGCGCUGCGCUGAAGCGGCCGGGAGCGGGCGCGGGAGCGGGGCGGAAACUGCGGGCCGGAGAGAAGCACAGAACACGGCCGAAAACCGAGAGCCCCGCGGGGCCGUGGAGACUGAGCUGGACCCGGUGGAGAACACCCUGCGGACGCGGCUUCCCCACCGUCGGCCCCGGAGGCCCGAUGACAUUUACGUCAACACGGAGACUGACUUUAAGGCCCAGCUGGCCCGCUGCCAGCUGCUGCUGGACGGAGGGGCGCGGGGUCAGAACGCGCGCACUGAGACCUACAUUCACGGCCUGGGCCUGGCCAUCAACCGCGCCAUCAGCACUGCCCUCCAGCUGCAGGCUGGCAGCUUCGGGCCCUUGCAGGUGGCCGCCAGUACUUCUACCGUGGAGCCUGCUGAUGAGCUGGAACCAGAGACCGAUACGCGAGAGCCGCUGACUCGCAUUCGCAGCAACUCGGCCAUCCACACCCGCGUCUUCAGGGUCACACCCAGGAGAACUGCCCACUCCUGAUGGAGGCUGCUCCUCAGUCAUCACAGAAUGAGGAAGGCACAUAGAGGACACGUGCAGCCAACAUGUGAAUUAAGAGAAAGAAGCUUCGGGGUGUGUGUUUCGAGAAGGGGUAUGGUGGGAACUGCAUGCCCCAGCACAGGCAAAAAGAGGGUGUUUGCAGAGUUUAAGGACAAUAAAACUGACUUGGUCUAGUUCUACUUUAUCAUCAUCAUCAUAUGUGGGUAGUUCUAAGCGAUUUCAGAGGGCAAACGUCCCUCCUGCCUAGGUGGACUGCUCCCAUUGCCCUCUUUAAUAUGACUGUACAGAUCGCUCAAAUUUUAGGGUUGUGACGUCAGGAAGCUAGCGAAAGGAAUUAAAACCUAAUCUUUCUGGCUGGGGUUUUAUUUUGCUGUGUCACAGGGAUAUUUGCUCUUCCUCUUCACCCCUGACCGACUUUUCCCGCUCUGCUCUUCCUUCAUGCUACCCACUGCCACUGAUUUUAACACUAUGAGCUGCACCAGGGGGAACCUCCAUAUAUACAGACUUCAUGUUUUUCAGAUGAAAAUGAAUGCCUGGAAAGAUGACUGGUAUUUGUCCGCACAAUACUAGUCAUGAAUGAAGCUUGGUAGGCUUGGAUUAGUAUAAAUGCGAAGUGAGGACAUCCCUGACCCGACACCCCCCCACCCACCGCAAU
Vicugna pacos (alpaca) is the source of this 1297-nucleotide messenger RNA. The record is from RefSeq and is a predicted model, not a curated record. Lineage: Eukaryota; Metazoa; Chordata; Mammalia; Artiodactyla; Camelidae.